Messenger RNA from Triticum dicoccoides, 1869 nucleotides. Its product is annotated as putative aminoacrylate hydrolase RutD. The record is from RefSeq and is a predicted model, not a curated record. NCBI's taxonomy places the organism in Eukaryota, Viridiplantae, Streptophyta, Magnoliopsida, Poales, Poaceae. Bases 301 to 1434 code for a protein of 377 amino acids. The transcript is spliced from 10 exons.
UCCUACCUCCUCCACACCCGUUUCCCUCGCGCCCCCGGCUCCGCCCGGCUGUACGACUCCGGCUCUCGGGCGGCUAUAAAUCGCCCGCCCUUUCCCUCCCGAGCUCCACUCCGUUUCCCCCUCGUUUUAAAUCCGAUUCGGCCCCCGAUUCGGCAAACCCAGCCCGACCCAACCCACCUGUUCCCCAGUAACGAGAAGCUAAAUAAAUCCAUAAAUCCCUGGUAGAGAGAGGGGAGGGAGAGAAGCCAGGCGAUCGAUCCCGGCGGCGGCGAGAGGCGAGGAAAGGCGACCGGCGAAGCAAUGCCUUACUGCGAGGUGGACCGGUACCAGGCCGGCGACAAGUGGGAGGGCGUCCGCCUCUUCUACCGCCGCUACGGCCGCGGCGCCACCAAGGUGCUCCUCGUCAUCGGUUUGGCGGGGACGCACGACUCGUGGGGCCCGCAGAUAAGGGGGCUGACCGGGUCCAUGGAGCCGGCCGACGGCGGCGACGAGCCCGAGCCCGCCGCGCGGACGGACGAGGAGGCCGGCGCCCCCGCCGACGCGCCGGCGACGGCGACGGCGACGGAGGAGGAGGACGUCGGCGAGGGCAUCGAGGUCUGCUGCUUCGACAACCGCGGCGUCGGCCGCAGCACCAUCCCCCCGCACAAAUCCUACUACUCGACAUCGAUCAUGGCGAGGGACGCUCUGGCCUUGAUGGACCAUCUGGGGUGGAAGAAGGCCCACGUCUUCGGCCACUCCAUGGGUGCGAUGAUCUCCUGCAAGCUCGCGGCGUUGGCGCCUCACCGGCUGUCCUCGCUGGCGUUGCUGAACGUCACCGGCGGUGGGAUGGAGUGUUUCCCCAAGGUAGAUGCACAGAUGCUAUCUCUCGCGUUCCGGUUCUUAAGGGCGAGAACACCGGAGCAAAGAGCUCUAGUCGACUUGGAAACCCACUAUACCAAGGAAUACCUCGACGAGGAAGUUGAAUCCUGCACAAGGAGAGCGAUCCUAUAUAAGGAAUAUGUGAAAGGCAUAUCAUCUUCAGGGAUGCAAUCUAAUUGCGGGUUUGAAGGUCAAAUUAACGCAUGCUGGACUCACAAAGUGACAACUAAAGAGCUAGAUACAAUACGUGCUGCUGGUUUCCUAGUUUCAGUUAUUCAUGGAAGACAUGAUAUUAUUGCGCAAGUAUGUCAUGCGAGGCGGCUUGCACAAAGGCUUCUUCCUGUUGCUAGAAUGGUAGAUCUUCAUGGUGCACAUCUAGUCAGCCAUGAAAGACCACAAGAGGUCAACAACGCGCUGAUGGACCUGAUAAAGGCCACCAAGUCGGCGACGGCGCCGCAUGAGUGGUCGUCCCAGCCAGAAAACACAUCAGGCCUGAUAGUGAUGGCGUUUGAGCAUGUGAGGAACAUUGUAAGAGUAACGAAGCCUGUGAGGGUCGCGGCGAUCGAGUCAUCAUAAGAAACGAAAGAGAUGUGUAAAUUAUACCCCGAAAAGCCGGCGAGGAGAUCAUAUUUCAUGUCUCCUCCGUAUACCAUCCGUGGAGAUGAGACGGAUUUAGAGUAGCAUCCCCGCAAGAAUUGAACCUAUUUUCCCUCCUCCCUUGAGAAGGCCCUCUGCUCUCGGCGGAAACGACAUUUCGAGACUGGAGAACAGAGGAGGUGUACCUGCGUUGCGCACCUGGGCAGAAGCGUCACAGGGCGUGAGUGGUGAUUGAGAUGAGCCGCCAUACAUUGUAUUAGCUCGGAGAGAGCAGAUGGAUGUACCUUGUGUGAUGAGUGUAAUUAAGCUGUGACCGAUAUGUACACGGCCGCAUGUUGCGUUGCGUGUACUCCAAUGUUGUGCUGUGAUUAUCCCUUUGAAUAAAUCGACUCGAUCUUCACCACUUCGAUGUAA